AGCUUUUAAGAGUAUUAUUUUAAUAUAUUAAAAUAUUGUCGUUGGAAACGCUUAUCUGUUCAUAAGUAUGACGGCAGUAUUACAGCAAUUACCUUUACCGCCUCCUCGGACUUCUUCACUUCAGAACCAACAGUUUAAAAGUGAUCACUUUCAUUCAUCUAAUAAUUUAGAUUGUAAAAUAAACACAGAGUUGCAUGAAACACGUUUUGGAGAUUACAUUUUAGGGCAGACUCUUGGUGAAGGGGAAUUUGGGAAAGUUAAGCUAGGAUGGCCAAGACGGAGAUUUCUGCAAUCAUCUGAUGGUCUAUCCCGGUCAGAUGUUGAAGUAGCGAUUAAACUUAUUCGAAAAGAUUCAAUUAAUGGUUCACGCACACGCUUGAACAAAAUUAAACGUGAAAUAUAUAUAUUGCAACGUGUCUGUCAUCCGAAUAUUGUUAGGCUUUUUGAUGUAAUAGAGACAAGUCGAUACAUAGGUAUUAUAUUGGAGUAUGCCAGUGGCGGUGAGCUUUUCGAUUUUAUUCUUCUUCAUCGGUAUCUUAAAGAUAAUGUUGCUUCUAAGCUUUUUGCACAACUUAUUAGUGGUGUACUUUAUCUUCAUAGAAAAGGAAUAGUACAUCGUGAUUUAAAAUUGGAAAAUCUUCUGCUUGAUAGGAACAAAAAUAUUAUUGUUACUGAUUUCGGAUUUGCUAAUGUUUUUGAUGUUGGAGAUAAUUUAAACUCUUUUAGUAAUAUGGAUUGUUUUGAUGGAAGGUCUCUAAAAAGAGGAGAUCUUAUGCAAACUAGUUGUGGUAGUCCAUGUUAUGCUGCACCGGAAUUGGUUAUCGGUGAAGGCUGUUAUGUUGGUAGAAAAGUGGAUGUUUGGAGUUGUGGUGUUAUUUUGUAUGCUAUGCUUGCUGGAUAUCUUCCUUUUGAUGAUGAUCCAAAUAAUCCCGAUGGUGAUAACAUAAAUUUGCUAUAUAAAUAUAUUAUUAAUACACCUCUUACAUUUCCUGAAUAUGUUUCUGCUCUUGCUCGAGAUCUUUUAAAGAGACUUCUCGUUCCGGAUCCUAAACGGCGUGCUUCAUUGCAGGACAUUACAAUACAUCCUUGGUUAAUUCAUCAUGUGGAAUUAUUUGAUAUUGCUACAGAUAUUGCCGAGGCCUCUACAUCUAAUCCUUUAUAUGAUAGAAGACAUGUAUCUUCGAGUAUUAUGUCGCAGCCAAAAUCUAAUUUGAGAGCUAAUUGUGAAAAAUAUAGUUAUGUUAAUUCUGGUUCAUCUUUGGGAUAUAUGUCUAGAGGACAACAAAUAUCACCCGCAUUGAGUAAAAAUAAACGUCAUACUGUGCAUAUAGAUUAUGUGCAGCAACAAACACAAAAUCAUAAAAAUUCUGUUAUUACUGAUCAAAAUUGCUAUCUAAAACGUAAUUCUGUUAAUGAUGACCUUAAUGAUAUGAUGUCUUCUUUAGAUAUUUCUUCAUCUACGACUCAAAAUGCAACAUGUCAUGAUUUUAUUUAUAGUUCAUUAUCGGUUCUUAAACCUGUUUUUGAAAGCAAUAAAGCAUCAUCUGCUAAAGGAUUAACAAAAGUUUCGGCGACACCACAAUUAAACAAGUUACCUGUACCCCUUAAAAAACCUCGACCUACAAGUUACCAAUCUCCUAUUGGUAUUUUCGAUGAUUCAAGUAUGAAUUUAAUGCAUUCUUUGCAUGCAAAUGGGCAUAAUAAUCAGGUCAAACGGAAUAGUACUUUUAUACCUGUGACAAAUUUUGCACCUUCAAAAGCAGGUUCUUCAUAUGAGAAAAAUGAUUUAUAUGCAUCACGGGCUACUCCUUCAUUAUUACCUAUACCAAUUGUUUCUAAAAAUGUAGAGUCUUCAAGAUCUCCUACAAAAUAUACUCCAAUACAGACUAUGGAUACUCGAUUAGGGACAUUACCAUCUGAUGAUAAACAUGUUAAAGAAAAAGCAGUUAACACCCAUAAGCGUGGAUCAAAUAGUAUUUCUAUUGGUGCAGAGAGAUUCUUUGGGAAAAUAUGGAAUGGUAAUUCACAUAAUUCAUCACGUAGUUUAUCCAUCGAUAAAAAUAACAAAAAUGUAUCACAUGUUGCUCAUGUAGAUUUAUUAAUUCAUGCGGAGUCAGAGACUAUGUCUAAGUUGAAUAUAAAAAACAAAUCAUCUAAGGCUUCAAAACAAAAGAAAAUGUCUAUGAAUAUAAAUGAAAAGAAUAAUGGCACUGCACGUGUAAUGGAAUGGUUUACAAGAAGACGAAAAAGUAAGGACGUGACAUAA
Molecule: messenger RNA, 2266 nt
Organism: Pneumocystis jirovecii RU7
Lineage: Eukaryota; Fungi; Ascomycota; Pneumocystomycetes; Pneumocystales; Pneumocystaceae
Exons: 5
Coding region: 68-2266 (732 amino acids)
Biological process (GO): protein phosphorylation; microtubule cytoskeleton organization; intracellular signal transduction
Cellular component (GO): cytoplasm
Molecular function (GO): tau-protein kinase activity; protein serine/threonine kinase activity; ATP binding
Source: RefSeq, a predicted model, not a curated record